AUGUACAAAAGAGCAGCUCAAAUUGGGAAUAUUUUAAGGAAGGAGAAGGAGAAGCAGGUUGUAGGAGAUAAGAGGAAAAAAAUGUCAAAUCAAUUUUCUAGGUCACAAAAUAACUUUAGUCAGAAAAAGCUAAGAUCUUUUGAGGGUUACCAAGGAAAUUCAUUUGUGGGAAAUGCGGGCCCUAGAAGGAAACCUAGAAAUGUUAGACCUUUGGUGGAUAGGGAUGGCAAAGAGAGGAGAAUAAUAACAAUAACGGUGGAGGAAAUGCUUAUGGGAAUAACAAUGGGGCGAGAUUUCAUCGCCAGUUUGGCAGUAAUCAGGGUCAUUCUGGUGGAAAUAGAAAUGACAAUACUGAAGGGAAAUGGAAGGGUUAGGCACUUAGGGAUGGAUUGGUUGAGCAAGUUCAAGGCAACUAUCGAAUGUAGAGAAUACAUGGUGAUUUUGAAAGGUCCGUUAGGAGAAGAGGUGAGGUAUCGGAAAUUUCAGAAGGGACCGAGGUCUAAUGUGGUGUCGACCUUAGAGUUGAGGAAAUUAAAUUUGGUGGAACACGAGGAACAUUUACGUAAGGUUUUGCAAACCCUUAGAGAAAACAAGUUAUACGCAAAGUUGUCCAAGUUUGAGUUUUGGUUGGAGAAGGUAUCUUUCUUGGGACAUUUCGUGUCCAAGGAAGGAGUCUGGGUGGAUCCGGCAAAAGUAAAAGCAGUGCGAAGUUGGUCAUCGCCCAAAAAUGUCACUGAAGUAAGAAGUUUCUUAGGGUUGGCUGGAUAUUAUAGACGAUUUGUUAAAAAUUCUCUUGGAUAG
Amaranthus tricolor (Joseph's coat) is the source of this 801-nucleotide messenger RNA. RefSeq lists its product as uncharacterized. The coding region runs from base 1 to 801 and encodes 266 amino acids. Lineage: Eukaryota; Viridiplantae; Streptophyta; Magnoliopsida; Caryophyllales; Amaranthaceae. The transcript has 3 exons. The record is from RefSeq and is a predicted model, not a curated record.